GGUGUUGGCUGGCUGUGCUGGCUCUCCUGUCCCCUCUCCCCUCCCCCGUCCUCCCCCAAACCCCUCCCCCCUCCCCAAUCUUCCCAAUCAUAGGCACCUGAGCAGGAGGAGGAGGAAGAAGAAGAAGCCACAGGAUAGGGACAAGGAGGGAGAAGAAGGGGAUAAAAGUCUUGCGAUAUGGCUUCAGCGUUUGAUCCUGCUCUUGUGCCUGGAGGGAGAUGACGCCGGGAGACCUCGUCAAUCUUCAGGAUCAGAUGGGCUUGAUGUGUGCUCUGGGGAUAAGAUAGAUAUUAUCUGCAUGAUUGCUGUGGAAUUUGUUGAUAUAGCUUAUUUGUUAUAGAUCAUACUGCGUGCUUGUUAUUCUUAUUUAUGUACUGUAGCACGUACAUAUGGAGCAACAGUUGUGCUUCUGUUUUUUUUUCAUACUAGGAGCAAUUCUUGUCCUACUGCAUGAUUUCCUUCAGCGCCCAUAAGGCCAAUGCCAUACUGCUAGAUAACAAAAGUUGAAGAAUUCUGCAUUCUUCUUUUAUUAAAUUUCGAUUUAACAUGUAGUACAACUGGGGAUUGUUAAAGGCAUUGGACAUUGGUGGUUUGCAAGCACUACUACAGAGGAAGCUUUCGCAUAACCUUUUGUAUGGGCGACGAAGCGUUCCUGUUAUAUAUAGUGCUGUAGUGGACUUUUUUUUGUGUCUGUAUAUGAUCAUGCAUUGUCAACCAAAUAGAAGAAUAUGCAGCACAGAUUAUUGUAUUUGAGAGGCUCUUUGCAUACCAUGGGAAUUUUAUUAGUAAUAGUCAUGGCGCGAAAUAUUUGAAUAUUGCAAUGGUCUGGGAAAUAAAAGGCAAAAGGCGCAAGACGCAACACCACACAAUUGUAUGAGAAUUCACGAGGCUCAUUGUAUUGCAUGAGAAUUUAGUACGUGUUAUAGCCCGGAAGUCCUCUGAUGGCGCGGAAUUUCUUAAUAUUGCAACGGUCGUGCACGUUAUCUAGGAAAUAAAAGGAAUGCGAUAAAUGGCAAAAAUGAGCGAACUGCCAGGCCACUCAAUAUUCAGUUCUGAAUGUCAACAUGUUUGCAUUGUUCCAUCUGAUAACUUAGUUGUCCCCCGCAAAACAAAAGAUAACUUAGUUGUCCUUUCUCUGUUUUAUGCGCUAAUAAUUGCUUGGCCCAUCCGUGCUGCUUACGUCAUUGGCGGAAUGCGCUUUCCUAGUUUACAACUGCUCACAUUCAUCUCUCAUUUAACCGGUCCAUCCAUAUAUGGCACAUAUGCUCCAUUUUGUAUUCUGCAACUGUUUAGUUUGCUUUGUAUUGCUGCGCUGUCGAUUCAGCAAUCUGUCGGUUACUGUUAUUGCUACUUCAAUGUUAAGUCCAGAAAAAUUAAAAUGUACUAAUAUUUAGGUUAUAUCUGUCUGCAUCGCCGCUGCUACAAAAGUUACUAUCCUAUUCUGAAGGAGGAGAUUGCAUACUAGAUGUCAGACAUUCUUGCAGUAGCUCUAGGAGGAGCUGCAGGAGGUUUGGCAUUAGUUGGUGCCAUCACACUCAUUGUAGUGCUAUGCCUACGGCACGGCAGACGGAAUUCAGAUUCUUCAGAGAGUAAUUCGUCCGGUCAAGCUCUUCCAGACAUGCAAGGAGCAAGAUGUAUGACACUGGAGGAACUAAGGUCUGCUACAAAUAACUUCAGCAGCUCGAAUCUCGUCGGACAUGGAAUGUUCGGAGAGGUAUACAACGGUUUGCUCCAGGAUGGCACAAUUAUAGCGGUUAAAAGGCGGCAUUCUCCUCCUAGCCAGGAAUUUCUCCAUGAGGUUAAUUACCUGUCUUCUAUCCGUCGUCAUCCCAACCUUGUAAAUCUCUUGGGGUAUUGCCAGGACAAUGGCAUGCAGAUGCUUGUUUAUCAGUAUGUCCCCAAUGGCAGCAUUUCUGCGCAUUUGCAUGGCAACGGCAAUUCUCCAACUGUGAGGCUAGAAUUCAAGCAGAGACUUGCUAUUGCUCAUGGAACCGCUAAGGGCCUGAGUCACCUGCAUUCCAUGACCCCUCCUGCUGUUCACAUGAACUUCAAAACUGCUAAUGUCCUGGUGGAUGCGGAUUUCUUACCAAAAGUUGCUGAUACUGGCAUCCGAGGCCUACUUGAUCGACUAGGCAAUGCUGGCCCGCCUUCGAUGAUAUUCAAUGAUCCAUUCGUUGAUCCUCGGGGGAAGGAGUCCAUGAUUUUUUCCAUACAAAGUGAUGUAUACAGUUUUGGUGUGUUCCUUGUGGAGUUGAUCAGUGGAAGGACGGCUGCGUCUGAUCAAGGCAUUAUUGAAUGGGUUCGGAACUUUCAAGAAUCAAGUGAAAUCUCUGCAAUAGCAGAUAGGAGAAUGACCAGUGGCUUUACCCCACAAGGCAUGAAGGAAUUGUUGCGCUUGGCAUCGCGGUGCGUGAACCCGAGAAGCGAGGAUCGUCCGUCGAUGAGCCUGGUGGAAGCCGAGAUACACCGGAUACGCGAGCAGGAGAUCAGGAGGACGACAGCCAUGCCAGUGGGCGACACAACUGUGACCCUAGGCAGCCAGCUCUUCACAUCAUCAAGAUGAAGAAGAAUGGAAAGUUAUAGCAUUUCAAAGGCUAAGCUAGUUUUCCUCUUUCAGGGUUAUAGAUUAGCUAUUCUAGCUCCAAUUUUGCCCCAUUAGUUUCUUGUCAUAGCGAGCCAGCUCAUCAUCAGCUGUGCAACUCAAGUGUACAAAAAAGGAGGAGCUGUUAGGCUUCCCUUUUCACCCUUGGUUUAUUUUCUUCGUUAUUCGACAUAGGGUUUCAACUUGUACAAAAAAGAAUGACAAUUCUUUUUUGCUAGACUUUUGUAACAUCGAGAGGGUAGUGCCAAACAGGCAACUUUAUAUAUCUCUACAAUUUUAGACA
Molecule: messenger RNA, 2885 nt
Organism: Aegilops tauschii subsp. strangulata
Lineage: Eukaryota; Viridiplantae; Streptophyta; Magnoliopsida; Poales; Poaceae
Product: serine/threonine-protein kinase-like protein ACR4
Biological process (GO): protein phosphorylation
Molecular function (GO): ATP binding; protein kinase activity
Source: RefSeq, a predicted model, not a curated record